This is a messenger RNA of Adineta steineri, 939 nucleotides long. The record is from the annotation of a GenBank genome assembly. Lineage: Eukaryota; Metazoa; Rotifera; Eurotatoria; Adinetida; Adinetidae.
AUGUCGAGUAAGAAACGUUCAUCAUUUACCAAGUUGAAAGAUAUUCAAACGGAUUCAUUGGAUAAUGGAUUUGAAGGACAAGUGACAAUUAAUACACGGAUGUUUAUUGACAAAGCUCUUGCUCGUUAUUCAUCUGACUUUAUUAUCUGUCGCGAACUUAUUCAAAACGCAGAUGAUGCACAUGCAACAUGGUUUCAUUUCGAGAUUACAUGUUGUCCAUUGAAAGAUCUAAAAGAUUUUCAAAGUUCUCAAGGUAAUCAUCCAGUUCGACAUCGAUCGACGCAAUUUAUCAGUGAAAUAUCGAAUGCUUUUCGAAUAUUUAAACCCAAUACACUACUUUCUCCAUCAAGUGAAGGAAGUCAUGCACCUAAUAAUGUUUUAUCAGAACGAGAUUUUCAUAACUAUUGUAUUACUGAAAUUCGGGCUAACAAUAAUGGACGUGUAUUUAAUGAAACUGAUUGGGAACGGGUAAUGUCCAUUGCAGAAGGCAAUACUGAUGUCGAUGCAGUCGGUCAAUUUGGUGUUGGAUUUUUCUCCGUUUUUUCUUUAUGUGAAGAGCCAAUAAUCAUAUCCGGAAAUGAGUAUAUGGUAUUCAUGUGGGAAAAUGAUGUUUUAUCAACAGUGAGAAAUGAAAUGUCCGAUGAACAGCAAAAUCAAUCGACUACAAUCAUUCUGACACUAAAGAAUUACUAUAAGUUACUAACUGAUCCAACAUUAACAGCGGGCAAUCAGUCCAAAUCAAAUAAAAAAAUGAGCGAUAUAGAACCAAAAAUCGAUUUAACAGAGCUUAAAACGUAUUUUACAAAAGGUAACUACAUAGUUAUAAUAUAUCUCACGUGGAAUUAUUUAACUGUAAUUGGAGGUGCAGUUUUGAAAGAUUCAUUUACUAAUGAUUUAGAAUUAGGAGAAAAAUCUGUACAGUACCAAUAUAGAUACUGA